Penaeus indicus is the source of this 623-nucleotide messenger RNA. RefSeq lists its product as uncharacterized. The annotation marks the transcript as partial. The transcript is spliced from 4 exons. The record is from RefSeq and is a predicted model, not a curated record. Lineage: Eukaryota; Metazoa; Arthropoda; Malacostraca; Decapoda; Penaeidae.
GUUAGUGUGGUAGAACGAUGCUACACAUACCAUGGUUGUGAGUAUCUGCUGCAGUUUUGUGCUUCGCUCACUGCUCAGAUGCCAAGCUCAGGCUAUCGCUUCAAUGAUAAUCGUGAUGGUACAACUUCAAUGUACCAUGGCUGUACUGGAAAGCUCCUUGUGACCUUCAGGAAUGAAAAUCGGGACUAUGAUAAGUACAGCCAUGAGGGGCGAAAUAUUCAAAAGAAACUUUUGCUUUCACCAAGUACUCAUAAUGAAAGAAAAGGAAGUAAUGGGACUACAGCCAUGUUUCAGCCACCCAUUAGAGACAUAUAUCUAUGUGACAAAUGUGAGAAUGAAUUUUAUAGUCUACGAGAAGUUCAGACCCAUGAAAGACAGUGCCGUGGGGAUACCCCAGCAUCCCCAGCAGUACCCUCGCCAGAGCCUGAACCUGCUGAUGAAGAUUUAGAGCCUACUGGACAGGUGCCUUUUCUUGCCUACUUGAAUCUUCAACCAGCUGAACAUACAGGGAUUAAGCCUUACAUGUCUCCAAGAAAGAGAAAUGCCAUAAGUCCUCCUAGAAAGUUGUUUGGACCAACAUAUCCUAGAUAUGAUUCAAUAUCUCUAAGUUCCCCUCUUGGAAA